AUGGCAUUAUCUUCUGCUUGGUCACCUACGCUCCUUACAACCACCCAAUCCUCCUCACCUCCCAAACUAGUCCAUUCUCAUUCCCCGCUCACCUCCUUGACCUUCCCUUCCAAACCCACCACCACCACCCACACCAUUGUUCCCGCGCUUUCCCACAAAUGGAGAGCCAGAAUUUCCUUCUUUCCUGCGUUUUCGAGCAAAGGCAAAGACGCCAAAACUCUCAAGGUGGAGCUUCUCGAUGCCAUUGCUUCGCUCGAUCGAGGCGCCGGCGCCGGCGUUUCCUAUCCUCUGCUUUUCAUUGCACGCAAACUUGAAGCAGUUACUCCCGUAAAGGAGCCACUCAAAUCUGGUCUACUCGAUGGAAAAUGGGAGCUUCUCUACACUACUUCAAAAUCUCUUCUCCAAACUGGGAGACCCAAGUUUUUAAGAUCGAGAGUGAACUACCAAGCAAUCAAUGUGGACACUCUCAGGGCCCAAAAUAUGGAGUCGUGGCCAACUUUCAAUCAGGUAACAGCCGAUUUAAUACCUCUGAAUGCAAGAAAAGUGGCUGUAAAAUUUGACUAUUUCAAGAUUGCAGGCCUGAUACCUGUUAAGGCACCAGACAAAACCCCUGGUGAACUGGAAAUUACAUAUUUGGAUGAAGAGUUGCGUGUCUCAAGAGGUGAUAAAGGAAACCUGUUCAUUUUGAAAUUGGUUGAUCCAUCCUAUCGAGUUCCUGUCUGAUGCAUACAAUUAUAUUGUAGAAUGUGCAACUAUCUGGGCAUCACCCUUUUCUCUUCAAUCCAUGACAAUGGACUGAAGCAUGCAAGUUUUUGUAUGUCUGAUCAUAUAUGGAGGUUGUUGCCUCUGUCAUGCACAGGCAUUUCCUAACUUUUUUUUUUUUGUAAUAUCAUGUGAAAUUUGCACAAUUUGAUUUUUUUUUUUUCUGUGUUUUGUGACCCACUUUAACAACAGAAUUGUAUCAUUGGAAAUAAUAUAGUCACAGGUCUAAGUAUGUACAUCUGUUGGUAGUAAAGUAUGGUACGCCAUGUCCUCAAGGUUGUAAGUGCAAAACAUUGAACAAUUUAUAUAUUUGUAUAGAAAAGGAUUGACAUA
This is a messenger RNA of Rosa chinensis, 1095 nucleotides long. Its product is annotated as probable plastid-lipid-associated protein 4, chloroplastic. Lineage: Eukaryota; Viridiplantae; Streptophyta; Magnoliopsida; Rosales; Rosaceae. Bases 1 to 723 code for a protein of 240 amino acids. The record is from RefSeq and is a predicted model, not a curated record. The transcript is spliced from 6 exons.